Molecule: messenger RNA, 2010 nt
Organism: Melanotaenia boesemani (Boeseman's rainbowfish)
Lineage: Eukaryota; Metazoa; Chordata; Actinopteri; Atheriniformes; Melanotaeniidae
Product: phospholipid phosphatase 1-like
Exons: 6
Coding region: 397-1248 (283 amino acids)
Biological process (GO): signal transduction; phospholipid dephosphorylation; phospholipid metabolic process
Molecular function (GO): phosphatidate phosphatase activity
Source: RefSeq, a predicted model, not a curated record
AAUCAGAAGGAUAGCAGAGCGCUCGUGCCAGUGUCUCGCCGGUAAUGUCUCAUCUGCUGACAGGACGAUUAUCAUGAGCUGAAGAAAUCUCGCUGUUAUGAUGAUUUGUGGGCAGUUGCUGGAAGGGUGAGCGGCUCUUCACGUGUGUGGUGGUGUUUUAGAUUAGUUUUAGCCUUUAGUCGUGGUUGUGACCUAGAGUACGGUCUUCUUCUUUUUUCCCUAAAAGCUUCCUGAUUGAUAGCAGCUUAGUCCCGGAACAAUGAACACUGGUAUGUUUUAACUCUGUGUUGGAAUAGCUACACAUGUGCAGCAGAUAAGCUGCGCCUCGUCUCCCGGGACAGUCGGGACCGGACAUUUUUUACAAAGACAAACACCAGAAACAGAAGAAGACGCAACAUGUUUGAAGCCUCCGGGAUCCCGCUCGUCCUGCUGGACAUUACCUGCCUUAUUCUCGUUGGACUUCCUUUUUUUAUUCUUACUCUUCAACAUAGCCCUUUCAAACGAGGCUUCUUCUGUAAUGAUGAGUCCAUCAGAUACCCCCUCAAAGAGGACACCAUAUCCUACCAGCUGCUGGGAGGAGUCAUGAUCCCCUUCACGUUGAUAGUUAUCAUCUGUGGCGAAUUCCUCUCCGUUUACUUGUCUCGCAUCAAGAACCAGUCUUUGGGGAACAAGUACAUGUCAUGUAUCUACAAAGCUGUGGGGAGCUACCUGUUUGGAGCUGCUGCCAGUCAGUCUUUGACUGAUAUAGCAAAGUACUCCAUUGGUCGUCUGCGGCCAAACUUCCUGGCUGUGUGUAAACCUGUUUGGGAACGUAUCAACUGCAAAGCAGGCGGGUACAUCGAGAACUUUACCUGCACCGGAGACAAAUUUCUGGUAGAUGAGGCCAGUUUGUCCUUCUACUCUGGCCAUUCAUCAUUCUCUAUGUACUGCAUGCUGUUCCUUGUACUAUAUAUUCAAGCCAGACUGAAGUCAAGAUGGGCAAGGCUUCUGCGUCCCACCAUCCAGUUCUUCCUGAUUUCCACUGCAGUGUAUGUGGGUCUGUCCCGGGUGUCUGACUACAAGCACCAUUGGAGUGAUGUGCUUGCUGGCCUCCUGCAAGGGGGUUCAGUGGCUGUUUUCACAGUGUUUUGUGUCUCCAACUUCUUUGAACAGCCAGUGGAACCAGUUGUAUCUCAAGAGGAAGAAGCCCCACACACCAGUUUACAAGAAAAUCCUUCCAGUGGGAACCACUAUGGGAGCACUGACUGAAUCUGAGGCCAGAAAAGACCACAAACACUGUGCAGAACCUUCAUUCCUUAUAUUUGAGGAGGUUUUUAAACACAUAUGCGAUCUGCAAGGCCUUUAUAUUUACUGCUGCCUGAUAGGAUGCAUGUCUUGUACAUGUUUCGUCUGCAUGGACCCAACGCUGUAGCCUGCAGGCUUUAGCUGCUUCCUGGAGUGGCUGGUGAACUUCAAUUAUAGACACAAAAGUUCACUACAGAAGACUGUGGUUGCAUUUAACUGAGACAUAAAAGAGGAGAAAUUUCUGUAGAGUUUUGGUCAAAUCCAACAGUUUAUUAUGGGUUAACAAACAAAACACAGGAUGUUGGGUUUGCCUCAGGAAAAAUGACUUUUUUACUGUACGAGCUUGUUGGAAAUGUGGUUAAUAGUGUGUUUUGGCCUGAUGCUGCCACCAUGAAUGAGUGAAUGAAUAAAAUUCAUUUAGCCCAGAAUAUAAUGAGCAUCUGUAUGCACACUGCAAGCAGGCUUGUAGAGGUCUGGUGGUACCUGUGAAUAUGACAACCAGGACUCAGAAAUAAUAUAUUUUACAUUAAAUUUUGCCUUAGAUUUAUGCUGCUGCCUGUUAAAUUCUUCCCUCUUAUAAUUUAAUGUAUGGAAAUACCAUUUUGUUUUUUUUAAUAGUUUUCAUAAAGUUGCUUUUUUAUCCACAGAGAAGGUCUAAGCAGGAUGGUUCUGUGAAGUACUGAUGGAAAAAUGAGAUAAAUAAAAAAAAAUAAGGCCCUUUGCUAC